Messenger RNA from Paramecium sonneborni, 853 nucleotides. Lineage: Eukaryota; Ciliophora; Oligohymenophorea; Peniculida; Parameciidae. The record is from the annotation of a GenBank genome assembly.
AUUUUUUAUUAAAAUGCAUAUUCGCGAUAAGUAUAUUGACAGAGUUACAUACAAAGAUACAGAUUAGAUAAGCAAGUAAAAUUUAAGUAAAUUUUUUAGUGAAGAAUAAUUUAAAAGAGCUAAUGAAUUUUUCUAAUAACUUCCUGAUAUCGAUCUUUAAGCAGAAAAAAUAAGAUGUCCAAAAUGCAACUAGCUUCACAAAGUUUAUUGUUUAAAAUGUGGUGAAUUACUUGUUGACAAAUAAUCAAUACCAAAAAUAGAAUUACCUUUAAAUUUAUUGAUUCUUCAUCAUGACAAAGAAAAACAUCAAAAAAGUUCGGCUAUUCCAGCAAAAUUCUUAAGUGCUUAAGUAGAAGUAAAAGAUUUUCCUUGUGAUUUUGAAUUUGAUGAAUAUACUUAUGUGCUCUAUCCUCAUUAAAAUGCUAAAUACAUAAAAGAUUUAUCAUUAGAGGAGAUUCAGAGUAUUAAAAAAUUUGUAGCAAUCGAUUGUACUUGGCAUUAAACUGGAGCAAUUUUAGAGACAAUCUAAAAGAAAUAUCCUAAUUAAAAAUAUUUAAAAUUAGAAGAUUAUUAAACAUAUUUUUGGAGAUAUUAACAUCAUAGUUUAAAAUGUUUAGCCACUAUAGAAGCAAUAUACUAUUGUUAUUAAGAAUAUAGCAAAGCUAUGAAGUAAAAUAAAGAUUAUUGUAAUUUGUUAUUUUUUUAUAAAUAUACAUUCUAACAAAUUAAAGAGGCUUUGAAAAAAGAAGCUGGUAAUUCAAAUGUGUAUGAAAAGAUUGAUUAAAAAAAACAACGUCGCUUAAACUCUAAAUUGAAUGCUAAAAAAGAAAAGUAAUUUUUAAAAUUGAUAUGA